Molecule: messenger RNA, 754 nt
Organism: Drosophila virilis
Lineage: Eukaryota; Metazoa; Arthropoda; Insecta; Diptera; Drosophilidae
Source: RefSeq, a predicted model, not a curated record
AUUUCAGUUUAGACGUACGUUCAUUUAGAGCACAGGCACAGUUUUUCAAAUAUUUUACAAUUUGUAGUAAAUAGUGAAAAUUUAUGGUUACAAUUAUGGCAAAUCAACCGCUUAACAUUGUUGUUAAGCAGCUGGUGCAGUGCCUGAAGCGAUGCAACGAGCCAGUCUCAGUCGAUGGACUACUCAGGUUCUCCAACAUUACCGUCAAGGAUCCACACGCCUUUAAGAAAAAGCUCCGAGUGCUGUUGGGCAUCGCGGUGCGGCUCGGACUUGUCGAGGAGUACAACAAUCACUUCUAUGCAACGACCCAUGUGGAGGAUAUACUGCCGCUUCUCACCGAGGACACGGGCAGCGACAUUUCGAUUAUCAGCUCGGAGGAGACGUUCGAAGAGGCGGCUGGCCUGUUGGCCCUGGAUACUGGCCUGGGCCUGGAGCCAGAUCCAAGCGAGAGCGAGCAGAACGACUCAGCUGUUAACGUCAAGCCGAAUACCCAAUGAUCCACAUUCAAAAUGCUAUUCUUUUAUAAAAUACAAAAUAGGAAUAGCCCACAUACCAAAACAUAAAAGGAACUAAAGGGAAAAAAAUACGUUAACGAUUCUGGCUCUGGCUCUGGGGGAGACGAGCCUUGCGCGGGAGAAGAGUCUUUUAGAAGCUCUGAGACGAAUUGGGGAUGACAAAGGAAUGCGCAUUUCAACUAAAUUAUCUUUAAAGUAAAAAAAAAAGAAUAAAUAUACAAGCUGGUUAGUUUAUUUCA